This is a messenger RNA of Lineus longissimus, 3004 nucleotides long. RefSeq names its product monocarboxylate transporter 3-like. Lineage: Eukaryota; Metazoa; Nemertea; Pilidiophora; Heteronemertea; Lineidae. The record is from RefSeq and is a predicted model, not a curated record. The coding region runs from base 229 to 1611 and encodes 460 amino acids. Gene Ontology annotation, biological process: transmembrane transport. The transcript is spliced from 5 exons. Gene Ontology annotation, cellular component: membrane. Gene Ontology annotation, molecular function: monocarboxylic acid transmembrane transporter activity.
CCUACUUUGCGAACAAUGACCGAGUUCGUAAGGAAAUACGGAAGAAUUUCAUGGCAAGUCUUUGUUUAAAUCACGGGACGUGACAUAUUGGAUGCAAGCGCCAGGAGGGUAACCGAACAACAGACCACCAGCCCUUUUAUUUGGCUUUUACCCCCUCUCGGCUGGUUCUCUCUUUGUUAACGUUUGGCUAAUAAGCAAUUCAGUCAGAUUGGGUACUGAGAAUCGACCAUGCCAACAGCAAACAAUAUAACGGACUGCAAUGGCGAAGCGUGCGAAUCAGGGCAACUACUCGACCAAACGGAACUGCGUGUGCUUUCUACCUCCGGUGUACCAUCUACAGAAAAUAGGGUUGAGACACACGAUGUCGAUGAAUGUGGCAGUGUCAGUCCUUUUGACCGCGGAAGAUAUGGAUGGGUCAUUGUGGCGGCUUCUUUUUUCGGACAAUUCAUCUACCAAAUCAAUCUAAGUUUUGGUCUGUUUAACAUUGCUCUGUUGGACGAAUUUGAGGCAAGCAAAGGAGAAACUGCUCUGGUUGGGUCAAUUUGUGGCGGUUUCAAUGAAGGAUGCGGGGUACUAACUGGUCUUUUGGCAAACCGAAUUGGUCACCGUUUGACGUGCAUGAUUGGUGGUGUGAUGGCGGCUGCUGGAUUUGUCAUCAGUUCGUUUGCACAGAAUUUGACCAUUCUCUACUUCUCAUAUGGAGCUCUGUUAGGAAUAGGAACAUCAUUCCUUAACCUACCAUCUUUGGUGAUGAUGAGUUUCUACUUCAAGAAAUACCGUAACCUGGCGACAGGAGCUGCGUCCGUUGGUGCAGGGUUAGGGGGCCUCGUCCUACCGAUUUUAAUUCACGCACUCAUUGAACACUAUUCGUGGAGAGGUGCUAUGGUGAUCAUAGCCGGCCUAAUGCUUCAAGGAUGCGUCGUCGGGAUCUUGUUAAAACCCAACUGGCAUCUAGAACACAGCUCGACAUAUAUCGGCAAACAUAAAAAGAAACCAGCUUUCGAUUUUUCGCUUUGUAGAAAGUGGACCACUGGUGCUUGUGUAGUCAUCUUCAUUGUGUGGGGAAUCACUAGCAGCAUUUAUUUCACAACUCUACCACACAGGGUGGUUUUAUUAGGCUUUUCGACUGACCAAGCCGCUUGGUUAUUGUCAAUGUCAGGAAUAGCGUCAGUCAUUUCACGAAUAUUUCAUGGAGUGCUCUUUCAUUUCAUUUCAUUGCAUCCCGAAAUAGCGUACGGGAUUGGGCAACUUGGCAUGGCACUGGGUAUCUUAGGUUUUGCCAUUGACCAUACGGAAUACUGGCUGCUUGCACUUGCAUCCGUGGUGUAUGGACUUUCGUAUGGUUUGAUGGGUUUUGCACAUUCCCUGUUCUUUUUGAAGAUAUUUGGUCUGAAGCGGCUGAACAAUGCGAUCGGGUUUGUUAGUACGGUGAGUGGGUUAGGGACCCUUAUCGGGGCACCACUUGCAGGGCUCCUGUACGAUCACAUUGGGGAUUACCGGAUAUCACUGUUUGCUGCGAUAGGUUUAACAAUAGUUGGGAGUGCAGUGUGUAUUCCGAUGCAUGUUCAUUUACGACGGCACAAAGAAUAUGAGAAAACAGUAAUAGAGUGAGAAGACAACAAAAUAACGCGCUAUUUUGGACGAUGAAUAACGCGCCAUUUUGGAUGUUGAAUUACGGAUGAAUGUUUCGGUUACAUGUAUUUCUAAUGUAUAAGAAAUUUACGCCAGAUUUUAUUUUAAUUUUUAUCAGAUAUUAGAUAAGAUCUCUAUCCUAACGAUGCCAAAUCUGUAUCCAAUAAUUUGUGUUUUUGAUCAGCCCAUAUUUGAUAACAAAUAUAUCUACAUGUACAUGUAAUUCAAUUGUAAACAAUAGUUGGAGUAUAGGGUUGGCUGGGUCGCUCUGAACACCAUAUUUUUGACUUGACGUAUAAUUAUACAUCAUACGUCUUAUGCCAGCUUCGUUUUUUUCAUUUCACAAGUUUCGAAGCCAUACGACGUGCUUAGAGCAUGUAGAACAACAAAAUGUAUUUGCAAAUACAUUUUCCGACACAAAUAUUCUAAAAGAAUCCCAAACCCCUCCUACGAAUUCGCACACUUGGUGACCGACAUACCUCGGCUCGUUUAGUAUUGUCCGUACUUCGCCAUGCUUAGGGGUCGCAAACCCAGUCUGUUAUCGAUCAAUAUCCUAUUCGUAAAUCCUGAUAAGAUCCAUAUAAGAUUCUUAUAAUUAAGUAGGAUAUCAAUUAAUUUUGUAUCGUAUGUGCACAUACGCUCUUCACAAUGUUAUUUUAACAUCUUUUGUUAAGUUCCAAACAAACAUUAUUGACAUGGGUAUGUGUCGAAUAAUCGCCACAAUAAAACUAACAAGGCAUGGAAAUUUUUCGAGAAAAAAUGUGAUGCGUCAUGACAUCUGAUCAUGAUGAGCUGCGUUUUGGGAUAAAUUUUACUUUUACACACUCCGUUCCAAACAACUACGACGAAAUUGUUUUAGAUAUGUUUUAGUGGAUCGAGUGCAAAUCAAACAGAUGUAGUGUUGUUGUUUUGUUUGUGUUUUGUAAUGUUUAUUGUUUAGACAUUUACAAUAGAAGCUGCGCGCGCAUGUGCAGGUCAAAUGUUAUUUCGUAUUUCAGUGGAUUUGCUACAUAAUGUCAGGAAUAUUUACGAUUUCUCAGGAACAUAAGGUGACGAAAAGUAAUUGAUUUGAUUGAUUCAAUUGAUCAAAAGUUAUGUAAUAGACUCAAUUAAAUGAAUGUGACUUUCACUGUCCUGACAUUGACAAACUUGUCUAUAUCUUUUCAAUUCCAAAUUCCUGAUAAAAUCGACAUAUCGAAGACUUGAAGAAGAACAAUCGACAUUCUCAUGAGUUUCAUGGAUAAAAUGCUACCUUUAGACGGCCAUUUCUUUUGAUACGUAGGUCGAUGGUGAUGUUUCACGGUCACGACCCGCCGGAGUGCAUGGUCUUUCGAGAAAAGUGCAUUUAUUAACAUUGGGACCCUAAAGGAAU